AUGCCCCUCAGUGGCGCCCCCCCGCCCCCGGACGCGCCGAGCAAGCUGAGCGCGUCCCAGGCCUUCAAGGCCGCGCUGCUCGUCGGCGUCGUCGUCCAGAACGCCGCGCUCAACAUCGCCGCGCGCUGGUCGCGCGUCGAGGCCGAGGCCGCGUUCGCGGAGACGGGCUGCGGCGCCGCGGCGACGACGGUCGUCCUCACGGUCGAGGUCGUGAAGAUCGCCAUGGCCCUGCUCCUCUUCGCCCUGGAGAGCGGCGGCGUCGCGCCGGCCUGCGCCGAGCUCGCGCGCGUGACGCGCGCGGAGCCGGCCGAGUGCGGCAAGAUCGCCGUGCCCGCGCUCGCGCUCAUCUACGUCGUCCAGAACAACCUGCUCCUCGUCGCCGCGGCGAAUUUGGAGGGCCCCGUGCUCGCGCUCUUCGGCCAGCUCAAGAUCCUCACGACGGCCGUGUUCUCGGUCGCGCUCCUCGGGCGGACGCUCGGCCCGCGGCGCUGGGCCGCGCUCGUCGCGCUGACGGCCGCCAUCGCGACGGUCCAGGUGUCGCAGCUGCGGCCCGCGCCCGAGUCCGGCGACGCGGGGACGAAGAACGUGCCCCUGGGUUUGGCGCUCACGCUCGUCGUCGCGACGCUCUCCGGCUUCGCGGGCGUCUACUUCGAAAAAGUGUUGAAAGGGUCGCGCAUCUCCGUCUGGGUGCGCAACGUGCACCUCGCGGCCAUCUCCUCGGUCGUCGCCGGCGCCGCCGUCGCGUCGCGCGACCGCGGCGCGCUCGCGGCGUGCGGCUUCUUCGGCGGCUACGGCCCCGUGGCCUGGGGCUACGUGCUCGUCCAGGCCGUCGGCGGCCUGCUCAUCGCCGCCGUCGUCAAGUACGCGGACAACAUCCUCAAGGCCUUCGCGACGUCCGUCGCCAUCGUCGUCGUCGCGCUCGUCUCCCACGCCUUCUUCGCCUUCGAGCUCAGCGGCCUCUUCUUCCUCGGCGCCGCGGGCGUCGUCUACGCGAUCUUCCUCUACGGCGACCUGCUCCGGGACGUCCCGGGCUGCCGCGACUGCCCGCCGGCCCUCGGCGGCGCGGAGGUCCGGGAGCCCGCGGACCUCGAGACGAACUAA
Molecule: messenger RNA, 1101 nt
Organism: Aureococcus anophagefferens
Lineage: Eukaryota; Pelagophyceae; Pelagomonadales; Pelagomonadaceae
Gene: STP8
Product: putative nucleotide sugar transporter
Exons: 2
Coding region: 1-1101 (366 amino acids)
Biological process (GO): pyrimidine nucleotide-sugar transmembrane transport
Cellular component (GO): Golgi membrane
Molecular function (GO): UDP-galactose transmembrane transporter activity
Source: RefSeq, a predicted model, not a curated record